AACAAUAUCUUAAUCAGCAAGCUCAACACUCUCGACUCUCGAAUCACUGUCAAUCCGCGCCAGUCUCUUCAUUUCUACCAAGCGAGCUCCAAGUCAAUCGCAGAGCGAAUAGUUUCGGUGCCGCGGUUUCAUCGGGUCUCUCAUCGGUCGUUCACCGGUGGAAUUCUUGUGACGUGUCAGUGUUUCUCCCGUUCUCGAUGUAAACCGAUUUUUACAUUAUAUUUUUUUUACGUGGGUAUAAUUAGCGUUCGUCCGCUUUUUUAAAAUGUCCAACGAAAUACAAUGAAAACAAUACAAUACAGUACAACACAAUGAAAUACAAUUUCUGUACGUGAUUUGAAAGACGGGGCGCGGGCAAUUUUUAAGAGAGAAGACUUUAACGAAUUGUGGUGAUAACGAAAAUUGCCGCUGUGUGUGAUUAUGGAACAUAUUACGUAACUUAGCGGAUCAUAUGCACGUUUUUUCAAAUGUCUCCUUUGAUACCACUAGUAUACUACUAAACUCACACAUGUGAUAAAUAGCAAAAACUUUUCGCUCUUAUUCGAAAAGUUCAUGCACAGUAUUUGUCUUUAUUAUAUCUUCAGUUAAGCCACUUGGUGAGCGAGUGCGACUCAAGGAAGACACGGAUCGUGAGUUAGAUGCGUUUCUCGGCAAUUGCACUUGUGUCGUGGGUGUCUUGUGUUGAGUUGUUCGGAAGUGUCGUGACGAUGGGAGUCGCGCCGAGGUUGUUGGUGGUGGACGUGGACGCGGGGGUUGAUGACGCGUGGGCCCUGCUGGCCCUCCUCCGGGCCCAACGCCUCGGCCUCGUCCGCAUCUUGGCCGUCGUCGCCGCCGAGGGCAACACCGAUAUCAACAACGUCUCCAAAAACACUUGCAGGCUCCUUCAAAUGGCUCAUGCUCACGAUAUCCCAGUAUACCGCGGCGUGAAAAAGAAGGAAGACGACCAAAAGAGCUUCCCGGGAUUUUUUGGCAAGGAUGGGUUCGGGGAUCUCGAAUGGGAUUGGCAACCAGACAUGAGUCAAGUCAAACCAACCAGCGGACCUGAAGCAUUGGCCCGCCUCACGAGAGAGAAUCCAGGAGAAAUUUCCUUAGUUGGUCUUGCGCCCUUGACAAACAUCGCAGAGGCAAUGAAACUGUACCCGGAUAUUGCCUCCAAUCUCAAGGAGAUCCUCAUUAUGGGCGGUAACGACCCUGGCAAAAAUGAAAAAAGUGCAGAGUUUAAUUUCCUAACGGAUCCAACGAGUGCUAACGCAGUUAUUACUCAAGCAAAAGUCCCGAUCACAAUUCUGCCCGUCGAACCAUGCAUCAACAUUGAUUUGGACCUCCCUUGGCGGUGGGGAGCGUUUAAAGACACGGCAAACCCGGUGAUCCAGCUAUUCAACGAGAUCGAACGGAAAUGUUGGACGAACUUACCUGACCAGAAGACCUGGUGGGAGUGCGACCUUUUCCUGGCUUGCGGCAUGAUCAACCCGGCCGUGUUUCGGACCAAUAUCACGACGAACGCUCGCGUCGAAACGACCGGCCCCAGGGUGGGAUUCAUCGUCGCCGACGACGCCCAACCGCACAACGUCACCAUCGUCACCAAGAUCGACAGCGAUAUCCUCAUGCAGGAGGUCCUUCAAUCGGCCGAGAUCAUCCAGCCGGCACCCGCCUCCUCCAGCUCGGAUUCUAUCUCUCUUUCCAGCUUGCUUGGCAGGGGACGAUCAAAUUUUCUUCUUAUUCCUAUUUCUUUAAUCUCAUGGUUCUUCCGUACCUAUCAGUUCUUUUCAUUAAUUGUUUAAAACUUCCUGUACCUUUCAGUAUCGUUAUCUGUCAAUCAAUUCUCUCACGGUUUUUGUUUUUUGGCAAUCUUUUCAUUUUUUCUCUUUGAAAAUUGAACAUUGAGCAUAUGGUGUAUUAUUGUAUAAUUGCCCUUAGAUUUAAGUUUUUUGAAGAUUUGUUUAAAUUCUGAGUGAUGAUUUUAUUUUAGAAAUGGAGGAAACCAAUUUCUAAAUCAUCUCAAUUUACAUUACUUAAUGCAAGACUUAUACAUAUCCUGUGACAAAUAGAUGUAAGAUUCACUCCGCAGAUUGGAUUGUAGUUGAAAUCAUGUUACUAGCUUCUGAUACAAAUUAAACAUUACUCAAAAGAUAUCUCUUGAUAUCUUCUCUUUCCUGACAGUAGGUUAAUUUGUUUGUGCAUUUUGCGAUGAGAAACAUUUUGAGGUUAAUUUUGAACUCACUGUCCACACACUUUGUAAAACCUUGUUUCUGUUAAAAAAACAAAAGAAAAAAAAACUUGAUGAAUUCUAUAAACUAGAAAAUUAGGGAAUGAAAAAGAUCUGUCACAUUGAAAAAAAGAAAGGCCUCAGUUUCCAUGACACUCAUCAUAAAUAAUUUGUUGUUCUGUCAAAAGACAGCCGAAAGUUUUCUUUGAAGUCUUAUCCAAAAACAAGAAAAGACUGCUUCCGCAACAAUGAAGGAUUAAUUUAUACACUCAAAA
Molecule: messenger RNA, 2481 nt
Organism: Bemisia tabaci
Lineage: Eukaryota; Metazoa; Arthropoda; Insecta; Hemiptera; Aleyrodidae
Source: RefSeq, a predicted model, not a curated record